AUGUAAGAUCAAUUGUUUUAUAUAUUAUUUUGUGUGGUUAAUAUAAAUGAUUUAAACAAUGUGAUCUGGAAGUUAGUUAUGGAACAUUAUGGCUUCUACGAAGCUUUUUUCUUAAAUGACUUCGCAAGGUUUUUGUGUAUAAAUGGAAGUAAAGGUGUGGACAUUACUUUUAGUUGUAUAUAUACAAUUGGCAACUUAUGUAAAUGGAAAUACGGGAAAAGAUUUUCAUCAACAAGAUGACAAUGGAGAUAAAAUAGUCAAAGACAAUAUAAAUCGGAAACCUCUAGAACUUUCGAAUCAUCCAAAUAAUGAGGCCAGAGACUAUUUUUUAUCACCAGUAUUCCCCAACAAUGAUGAAACUGAUGAAGAGGACGAAGAAGAUGAACAUACAUAUUUAGAUUACGAUUAUAAAGAUGCGAAUUAUAAAGAUACAUCAGAUGUUCAUGUCGGCGGUAACCCACAAGAUGUUUUACCGAUCGACGAUAAAAUCCCUUUACACACGACCAAAGACAAUCUUCCCAUAUUUCUGUUGGAACCCGAAAAUACUUAUGUCGUCAAAAAUAAAGCUGCCACAUUAAAAUGCCGCGCCGCCAAUGCUUUAGAUGUAUAUUUUAAAUGUAACGGUGAGAAAACUCAAGCUGUGAACUUCGAGUUCGUCGACCCGCAAACUGGCGUGAGGAUCAUCGAAGGAGAACACGAGGUGACGAGGGAGCAGGUUGAGGAGUACUUUGGUAGCGAGAAGUACCAAUGCUCCUGUUUCGCGUGGACCAGUCAGGGUCAGAUCAGGAGUCAGCCGGCUACCAUCGAGUUAGCUUAUAUAAAGAAGCAUUUCUCAGUAUCACCGCAGUCACAACUGGUGAAACAAUAUUCGUCAGUAACAUUCCGCUGCGAGCCGCCACCUGCGGCACCUUUUGCCCAACUCUACUGGCUAAAGAACGGAGCACCAGUAGUCGUAGAUGACAAUGUACAGGUCAAAGAAGGUGAAUUGGUCAUCAAACAAGCGUCUUUGCUGGAUAUGGCGAACUACACCUGCGUCGCCGAAAAUUUAGCCGGCAAAAGAAUGUCGGAGCCCGCGCUAUUAACCGUUUUCGUGAACGGUGGAUGGACAGCGUGGUCUACUUGGACUGACUGCUACUGCUCCGGGCAGGCGGGGCGAGAGGGGCUCGAGGGGCGCCCAGGACGGCGGCGAGAGAGGACCUGCACCGCACCGAGGCCGCUCAAUGGAGGCCAGCCUUGUAUCGGACCCAGUGUACAGAAGACACAAGACUGCAUCGAUUGUGAUUUAGAUGUUUACGUCGAUGGAUUGGACGAGUUAGCUGACGAAUCUUCAGAUAUUGUAUUGGGACGAUGGUCACAAUGGUCGGAAUGGUCAAGAUGUGAUACAGACUGUCUCCAAACUAGGCGACGACGAUGUCUGACCACGACAGCAUGUUUAGGAAAGGAUUACCAAGUAGCCCAAUGUACACAUUGUGUUAGGACUUCUAAAUCUGAAAUCAUUACAGACGCAUCAUCGUAUUGGCCGUUAUUCAUUGCAUUAUCAAUUGCGUUUCUAAUAUUUAUAAUUGUUGUUGUAUUGGGUAUAAAAUAUAUGAAGUUUAAAGUGACAGAAAAUUCGCCGUAUGUGAAACCACCUCCAGGUACACAAUACUUUGGUAGCGUACUAAAAAGAACAUUGACCAAUCAACCGGAUUUGACAAUACAUGAAGAGUUUCAUACAUUGGACUCUAGACGGACUCGCCGCCAUACAAGUGCUUCUAGUAAUCCACGCAAUGAACAUUUGUAUGAAGUGCCGCAGUUAGCUAAUAGCUAUAUAUCACCUAUCGAUCACGAGGUAAGAACCGAGUGUACCGCCAGCGAAAGGAAUUACGCUUGCAAGGAUAACGUGGAGUCAGAUCGGUCUGAUUCUAGCUGCUUUUUGAGCUCCGGUUCAUCGUAUGGUAAUGAGAGUAUAGAAAUGUCGCCAUCUUUAAAAAAUAACGCUUCAGUCGAUUCAAAAUAUCUAAGUAUAAAUUAUUUGGAGACAGCUACAUCGAAAAUGAUAACAAGUGACGGUGAUUGGUUGAAUUUAGAAAAAUGUGGCGUCAGCUUAUUUGUUCCUGAUGGAAUCGUUGAUAAGGGAGAGGAAUUAUUUUCUUUAGAAGUUAUUGACGAAGAAUGGAAUCGACCGUUACUGCAAGAAGGAGAGAUUCAACUAAGCCCGGUUAUAAGAUGCUGUCCGAAGAAUUUCCACUUCCGAAAAGGCGUCAUCCUGUCAUUCCCGCACUGCGCCGCCCUCAAGAGUACCAGCUGGCUGCUAUCGAUCCUGCAGCGACCCGAAGACACCAACUCCAGGGAGUGGAGGAAAGUUUUGACGCUCGGCCAAGAAACACCUGGCAGCCCGAUAUUCGCACAAGUCGACCCCACUAAAGUUUACUUAGUAUGCGAAUUCCUGACUGACUUCGUUAUGAUCGGACAAAGUUUCAACGGACUAGAUGCGAAGUUGCUUAGAGUUGGACUCUUCAUCGCUAAACGAAGUGACGAUAGUUUUUAUAAUUUGAACGUUCACGUAUUUAAUGAUACUCCAUUCGCGUUCUACGAUUGUGUUGAAAACGAAAGACGUACUGGUGGUUAUUUGCUUUGUGAACCAAAGACUGUACACUUUCAAGAGAACGCUUCCGAUCUGUGUUUAAACAUCAGAGAUGUCGGCGUCGGAUGGAAGAUACAGACCGGGGGGACGUAUCAGGAAAUAUCGUACACCCACAUAUGGAAUAUGACGGUGCGUUCGUUGCAUUGCAUGUUUGUCCUACAACAAUUAGAUUCGAUAAACUCAUUGGAAUUGAGUAUAUCGAUUUACCAGAAACAAAAACAAUCGAAUUCGGUCAAUUUCAAUCUUAAAACGAACGAUUUGAAUUCAAAUUUCUAUAGCAGUAAACGUUAUAGUUACUCCGGCUUAGAAAAUGGGUAUACCGUUAACAUCGUAGAGAAUCCUUUUAACUACUCAUCGCUGUCUAAGAAGGAAGGUCGAUAUGAUUUCGUUUACAAGAAUAAUAGUGUUUUAAGGAAUAAUUUACAUACUGACAAUAAUUAUUAUAGAUGUAACAUGCUGACUAAAUCUGAUAGAGUAAUAUUGUGUAAGCUUCUUGAUACGCAAUCGUCGAAAGGUAACGACUGGCGGCUGUUGGCGGACAAGCUGAAGAUCACAUCGUAUUAUUACUAUUUCUCAAAUACUUGCUCGCCGACAGAAAACAUCCUCAAUCUUUGGAUGUGCAGGAAUAAUGAUGUCAACAUGCUUGUCAAUUUAUCGAGAAUCUUUAGAGAAAUGUCUAGAAUCGAUUGUGCUACAGUUGUUGAAAGGCGUUGCUUUACUAAUUGAACCUUUUUUUUUUCGAUUAAAAUUGUGAUCAAUAAUUUGUUAAUCAAAUAUA
Messenger RNA from Papilio machaon (common yellow swallowtail), 3404 nucleotides. Its product is annotated as netrin receptor UNC5B-b. Gene Ontology annotation, biological process: netrin-activated signaling pathway; motor neuron axon guidance. The transcript has 13 exons. Gene Ontology annotation, molecular function: netrin receptor activity; protein binding. Gene Ontology annotation, cellular component: membrane. Lineage: Eukaryota; Metazoa; Arthropoda; Insecta; Lepidoptera; Papilionidae. The record is from RefSeq and is a predicted model, not a curated record. The coding region runs from base 143 to 3352 and encodes 1069 amino acids.